Messenger RNA from Serinus canaria (Common canary), 6201 nucleotides. It is a transcript of the gene TOB2, whose product is annotated as transducer of ERBB2, 2. Gene Ontology annotation, cellular component: cytoplasm; nucleus. Gene Ontology annotation, molecular function: transcription corepressor activity. Bases 1848 to 2870 code for a protein of 340 amino acids. The transcript is spliced from 2 exons. Gene Ontology annotation, biological process: regulation of gene expression. The record is from RefSeq and is a predicted model, not a curated record. NCBI's taxonomy places the organism in Eukaryota, Metazoa, Chordata, Aves, Passeriformes, Fringillidae.
ACAAGAUAAAAGACUUACCAACUGGCUGUUCUCUUCCUGCUUAACUUGCUGGGAUCCCAAGGUGUCCUCUCUUUGAACGUCUCAAAGCCGAAGAAGUUAGAGAGCUCCAUGUAAUCCUCCCUGGAGGUAGUAUAGUCUAUACAAGCUCUUGUUAGGGUUUUGGUGUGCUCUUUAGGGGUUUGCUUCAUGCUUAAUUUUUUUAGAAAAGGCCCUGUCAUUGUGCCAAGACUUUUGCCUUCAGAAAAUGGCUUCUUCUUAACUGUUGUUAGAAAAACUGUGGAUGCUUAUUUCUUUGGUGUUCUUUGGAUUUGGUCAGGUUGUAGUGACCUACCAAAGUUUGUUACAUUACAGUAAUUCCUUAAAGCUGGUUUUAAAAGCAAGACUUCUUUCCCACUCCCUUGUUCCUAUGUGUUUUUAUGUAGCUGAGUCAAACCCAAAGGGGGUUCCUUCCAGAACUGGCCUCCUUAUUGGCAAAUCUGAGGUGUGGGAUCUGUUUCUGGUUACCGUCUUCCUAAAGCUAAGUCUCCGUGUACAUGCAGUAGUACAGAAAAAGCUUAGAAUCUGCAUCCCUUUUUUGCAGUAAAGCUUUAAAAUACUUGAGGGCUUCUUCAAAGUUAUUUGAUCCUUCCUGUCCACUGAACUAGACCAAGCAAACAAGUCUGGUCAGUUUUUUAACUCCUGCUGACUUAGGCCAGCAUGGACACCUGGUUGUGCUGCUGGGAUUUUUCAGGGGAAUGCUAACUAUGUAUGUUUGUACUUCAUCCCCACCCCCAAAUAAUUGUCACACAUCAUAAACACUGGCUUGAGUGCUGUACAAGAAUAUCCCUAAAGCCCAUUUUAGGAAGACAGUUGAACACAGUGUAUCUCUUUGAGCAAGGUGAGGGCAGCUGAAGACAGCAGCCUCUGACUAAGCUGCCAAUUAAAAACUGGAUAUUCUUCUUUCCCCUGAAGAGGUGUGGAGGCUACUGGAAGUGUGCUUGCUCUUAAAGUAUCUGUGAGAUUCAUCUUCCUUGGAUGAGUGACAGAGUGUAGUGCUGACAUACCUGGUUUUGGGUUUUUUGUAUCCAGACAAACAUUCUGCAAAUCUGUGUAUAAUGGGAGAGUUGAGUGUUGUGGUUUUGCAUUGUGCUUUUGUGGGUUCUCUCCAUUUCAGAGACUUCCUCACAAGGCAGGGAGAGAGAGGAGGGAGGAUUACUUCAAUCUUUGGCAAGCAAUUUCAGUUUUUAUUAAGUAGGUAUCUGAUCCUGGCAGAGCUCAUCUUCCUUCUGUGCAGGGAUAAGCGAUGUCAGCUGUAUUGGGCAGGCUGUUGACGUGUUCGUAUUUUGUGACCCUCUGCACAUUUACUGUCCCACUCUCCCCACUCAGCAGACUCUCACCUGGGUACACUUAAUAAGAUACGUGCCUGCUAGUCAAGGGGAUGGUAAACAUGGGCUGGCAGCUGGUGCCCCAGCACCUUCCCUCGCUCCUUCUCGUCCUUUCUGCGCUUGUGCCAGCAGGACGUGGCACCCGGCACAACCACGCGGCCUCCCAGAGGAGAGGCCGGCCCUGCUGUCCUGAGCGCAAGCAGGUCUGCACAAAGCUGCUGAGCGAGUCACGAGGCUGUUCAGGCGCUGCACUUGUGCUCUGGAGAGGCUGGUGCAGGUGAGCUGUGCUGGAAGCAGCUGAGUGCCAGGGCAGGAGAGGCGUGUUAGGUGUGCUGACAGAGCUCUGCCAGAGCAGACAGUGGCCUGCCGGGUUGAAGCAGCAGUGCUUGGCAGCGAGGUCUCUUUGGAGUCAAAACUUGUCUAUGUUUCUGUCAUUUUGUCACUUUUAAUACACUGCCCUGAUUUGCUUGCUGGGAAGAGAGUAUGCAUCUGGAGAUCAAAGUUGCUCUUAACUUCAUCAUCUCAUACCUGUACAACAAGCUUCCUCGGAGGCGGGCAGACCUGUUUGGUGAGGAGCUAGAGCGCCUGCUGAAGAAGAAAUAUGAGGGUCACUGGUACCCAGAGAAACCUCUGAAGGGAUCUGGCUAUCGCUGUGUUCAUAUAGGGGAGACGGUGGAUCCCGUGGUGGAGCUGGCGGCCAAACGGAGCGGGCUGGCUGUGGAGGAUGUGCGUGCCAAUGUGCCAGAAGAGCUGAGUGUCUGGAUUGAUCCUUUUGAGGUUUCCUACCAGAUCGGUGAGAAGGGCUCUGUUAAGGUUCUCUACCUAGAUGACAGUGAGGGCUGCAGUGCCACAGAGCUGGACAAAGAAAUCAAGAGCAGCUUCAAUCCUGACGCCCAGGUAUUUGUCCCUAUCGGCAGCCAGGACAACUCGCUGUCCAACUCUCCGUCCCCCUCCUUUGGCCAGUCACCCAGCCCCACCUUCAUCCCUCGCUCUGCGCAGCCCAUCACUUUCACCACUGCCACCUUUGCUGCCACCAAGUUCGGCUCGACCAAGAUGAAGAAGGGUGGAGGAGCUGGAGGAGGGGGCGGUGGAGCAGGGGCUGUGCAGCAGCCGAGAAUGGUCAGGUCUCCCACCACCAACCUGCUGAAGCACAAGGGCCUCUCCCUGUCUAUGCACUCUCUGAACUUCGUCGGGAGCGCUGGGAGCCAAGCCCCGCAGUCACAGCUCUCCCCCAAUGCCAAGGAGUUCGUUUACAGUGGCGCCUCGCCGGGAGCCAGCAGUCUCUUCUUCGAUGGUGUUGCCAGUGAGAGCCAGGCCAGCAGCAUCCCACCAGCAUCGCAGUUCAAUGCCAGCACAGGUGGUACCUUUGAUAUGGCUCAGGUCUUCAGUGGCAGCACCAAUAGCCUCUUUUUGGAGAAGUCUCCCUUUGUGGAAGGACUCAGCUACAACCUGAAUGCCAUGCAGUAUCCUAGCCAGUCGUUCCAGCCCGUCGUCCUGGCCAACUGAGUACAACGGAAGGAGAGUAUUUUGGGGCAGGGAGGGAGGGGGGAAACAAGAACAAAACAAACAAACAAGAGGGAGAGAAAAGAAAAAUAGAAAUAUACAGAAAAUAUUAAAACCGUACAAAUAUAGGUUCUUGGGAAAAGAGAGAGCUCAGUGUUGUUGCGCUGUGCUGGUAACGCUCCUGAAGCACUGAAUUGUUUUUUAACUCAGUACCUGUGCUUUUUUCCUACUCACUUUUUUACUCCUUAAAAUGAGUCUUGGGCUUUUUUUUGGUUUGUGUGCCCUCUUCCCCCACCCCAGCCCAGGACUGGUGCAACUGUAGGUCACAAUGCUCCUGAUUCCCUGCACCACCCCCUGCCCCACACUGGACACAGGGUCCUUCUAGCUGGGUGUAGGGAUGUCAUCUUCAUACCAUUGUGCUGGAGGAGGGACAAGAAGAGGAUGAGUCAGUAUUGGUGGGGACACACACAGUCUUAUUGCAUGUUAGCCAGAAUGGGUGGGUGAGCUUGCUUUUUCUGUGUAUACAGAGAACAUUGCCUGUGCCCACGGGCGCAGACCAUUGUGCUGUUGUGGCUCCAGCCCAAGCUGGCAUCAGCUGUUCUGUGUGCUGAAAAGCAUUAACUCUUCUCCUUGACCAUCUCGCAGCACAUCGCAGUCAGGGCAGAAGCAUUACUGUGAAAUGGCUUCUUCCUGCUCCAUUCCUCAUCUGCACUUCCAGUUGUGGCUACAGGGGCACAGUGGCUUAGUGGCUCUGGUUAUUGGACCUUUCUGUACCUGAGCAAGAGGGCUUUUUUAUGCUCUCUCAGGGCUGCCCAGUCUGGAUGACAGCCCCUGUGUAGAAUCACCACCUGCCUCUCUUUGUGACUUGGGGGAGGUGGCACUGAACCAGCUGGACCACACUUGAAUCCUUCCCCCACUUCCCAGAUGUUCUCCCCAGCAGCAGGGGCCACCAUCCACUUGGGGUGGCCUCUGAGGUCAGAGUUCUCAUUAUCUCCUGUGUAUUAAUCUUCUUGUCUCAGAGAGGAAAUUCCUUCCUUUUUAGUCAGUGGGGCAGCACAACUUUUCAAGAAGAUAGGGUGAUGUUGAAGCUGCUGUCUUGAGUGGUAGCAUAAGGGUUUGUGCUUUCAGCCAGGGAUGCACCUGACUAAAUCCCUUCCCUUGCCUUUCUGGAGAAGCAUGAGGAGGUGGCUGAUCCAGUGAGAAAAGGAAGCACCUGUUAUAAAUUCCUCAUUCCAACCAGAUCACAUCAGCAUGGACAGCAGCAAUCUUAGGGCAGAGCUGGGAUGGGCUCUCCAAAGGCAAGUGGUUGCCUCAGUCUGUGAAUGUGAGCUGCCUCUUCAUAGCAGGGAUGGGAUAUGGGACUCUGCACCUGUCUCCAGGGUGAUGUGUGGCAGUCAGGCAAUAGUGGCUGUUCAGCUUGAUCCCUUCUGUGUUGAGGACUCCAAAAUCCACCUUCACAGAAAGCCAAAGGAGGACUGCUUCAUGCCCAGGAAGGAUGGAGGCUUUUUUGGUAGGAAGGGAGUUUUCUUUGGAGGGUGCUGUGUGAGCAUGGAAGUGUGCAAAGAGGAAAGAGAUGGAGAUGAUGAAACUCCAGUUUUUGAAGUUCUCAGUUUAAAUGAAAAAUAAGCUUUUGCUGCUUCCCAAACUUGAGGUUUGGUUUUCUUUUAAUGAUGCUUCUUGGAGCACAGUUUGAAAUCCACUCCUCCUGCAUUUGUGGAACCAAUGUGCUCUUUCAAGAAAUCUGUUUCAGGUGAGAUGAGCUUGACCAUGUGCUUUUCCUGCUCCCUUCCCUGAGAUGGAGGCACUCCAGCCCUUUUGUAGUUGUGUUGCCACUGAGCGUUUGCAGAAGGUGAUGGGGCUGUCCCAGGGAGGCUGUGUCUGCCCAGAGCUCUCCCAGGAGAGUUUCCAGUGUACCCUUCCCCUCGAUGGGUGAUGGGGUGCAUGGUCCUGACCUUGUGCCCAGCAUGGGUUCCUAAGUAGGCUGCUUGCUAUUGAGCUAUGACCAAUGCAGCAGGUGGAUGAGGAGAGCAGAGCCCAGCCAGUUUCCCCAAAGCUGGUGCCCACAACCUUAACCCUGCAGGUCUCCAGAAUAGGACAAGUUGAUGAGGAAUGGCCCAGCUGUUGUGUUUCCCUUUUUUCUUUUCUUUGAACCUACUGCUUUUAACCGGAUGCUACCACUGCCACGGAGUCCUUCUCCCCAGCAGGGUGCCGCUGGGUGCCACCCCACAUGCUGCACUGGACUGUGAGGGGUGUUCAGCCCCUGAUGGCAGGACCUGGUCCAGUUGCCCCCCACUGUCCCCACAUCUGGCAAAGCCACCUGCGAGCCGCUGCCGUGAGACAGUGUGCUCUCCUCCAGCACAGGGAGGGAGGGAAGAAGUGGGGAUGUCCCCUGUCCACUUGCUUAUGUGUGUGUGUGAAGCUUUGAUGCUGCUUUGCCCUGCCACACGUAUUAUACCUGCUUUAAAAAUAGUGGUGUGAGUGGAAGGAGGAAAAGAAGAGGGACCAACCUCUUUGCAUCUUAAAAGGAAAAAAGUGUGCUUCAGAAAUGUUCCUCCAGCAUCAGGCAGCAAUGGAAACUAAUGGCCUUUUCAGGUCUUUUCUAGUCUUGGAUGUAGGCGUUCAGCUUCAAUUUUAUUUUUUAAAAACCUGCACUAAUUUACCUGGUUUCUUAGGAAGAGAAGAGAAGAAGAUUUUUUUUUUUAACUUUUAUUUUUUAUGGGUUUAUGUUCUUUUUGUUGAUGUCCGUUUGUAUUGAAUAAUUUGCUACAUUUGUAAAAUGUAAGAGGUAUAUAUAAUAUAUGUAUAUUUCUAACGUAAAAAAUGUAAUUUUUUUCUUUUCAAGAUUUUUUCUUAAAAAAGAGGAGAGAAAAAAUAUUUUUUCAGGAAAAAACUUUAAAAAAAAAAAGAAGUGGUGAAGAUUCCUUUCUCCCCACUCAGCCUCCCUUUCUUCCCACCCCUCUCCAAGGAGUGAAUCGACAGUUGCCUUGUGGGAGAGGAGUGAAAGAGGACAGAAGUCUGUAUGUCUCCGAGUGGAGGGUUUCUGCGUGUGCUCUGCUUGGGGUUUUUUUGGAGAAGGGGACUACUGAGGGGGGAACCAGGGGGUUGCUGUCUUUUUCUUUUUUUUUUUCCUUCUUUUUUUUUUCUUUAGCGAAGGAGGAAUACAAUCAGAGUUUUGUAUUCAGAAUGUUGUGCAAUAUUUUGGAACGGGAUAUUGGUGUGUCUAGAGAUUUAGUUAAAAACAAACAAAAAAACCCCACAAAAAGGUUGAUCAAAUCUGUACAGUUUCUAUUGUUCCAGAUUUUUUUAAGUUUGUAUUAAAAGCAUGAUAUAAUAA